Molecule: messenger RNA, 1606 nt
Organism: Trifolium pratense (red clover)
Lineage: Eukaryota; Viridiplantae; Streptophyta; Magnoliopsida; Fabales; Fabaceae
Exons: 1
Coding region: 100-1257 (385 amino acids)
Biological process (GO): chloroplast organization; regulation of DNA-templated transcription
Cellular component (GO): chloroplast
Molecular function (GO): double-stranded DNA binding
Source: RefSeq, a predicted model, not a curated record
GUUGAUAAGGGUCCAACCAUCUUUCCCAUUCUCAUCUUCUACGAUGAACAUCAAUACAAACAUCAAUGAUCAAAUUCCACUUAAGACUCUGGUAAGACCAUGUUGUUGUUUUCUGAUUCAUUGUUAAAAUUCAAUCUUUUUCAUGUUUUCACUCAUACUACAACACUUCACUCUACUGUAACUGUUCAUUGCCGCAAUCAUCUUUCUGAUUUCUCUGUUUCUGUUUCCAACACAAAUCAUCAUAAAGAUCACUCUUUUACGUUAUCAAGUAUCAUUAACUCAUCUGGGUUGUCCCCUGAAACAGCUCUUAAACUCUCAAAAAGAUUGAAACUCAAAAAAUCUGAUGAUGGCCCAAAUGCUGUAAUUCAACUUCUCAGAAACUAUGGUUUCUCUGAUUCCCAAUUAUCAACCCUUGUUAAGAAACACCCUUUUGUGCUUUUAUCAAAACCUGAAAAGACCCUUUUGCCUAAACUCAACUUUUUGCAAUCCAUUGGGGUUUCAACCACUGAUCUCCCCAAUGUCCUAAUUGGUAACAUUUCCUUUUUUACAACAAGUUUGGAGAAAAACAUUAUACCUCGUUAUCACCUUAUUAGGAGCAUUGUUCGCGAUGACAAAGAGGUAGUUUCAGUUUUUAAGCGUGGGACAUGGAACUUGGGCGGUGAUUCCAUGGUUCCAAACAUUGAGGUGUUGAAGAAGCUUGGUGUGCCUCAAACUUCCAUUUCCCAUUUGGUAUGCAAUUAUUCCGCUGUAGCAUUCAUCGAUCAUUCUAUAUUUGUUGAGGCUGUUAAUUCAGUCAAGGUAAUGGGGUUCGAUCCUUCAAAAUUGAAUUUUGUUUUGGCACUUCAAGUAUUUGUUAAGAUAAAGAAAGAAAUUUGGGAAUCAAAAUUCAAGAUUUUUGAGAGGUUGGGUUGGUCGAAAGAUAUUUGUGUUUUGGCUUUCCAAAGAUAUCCUCCGUAUAUAUUGAUCUCAGAAAAAAAGAUUGUGAAAACAAUGAACUUCUUGGUGAAGGAUAUGGGUCUUUCCCCAGAAGACAUCGCUAGAAGCCCUAAUAUUCUGAACCGCAAUUUGGAGAGCACAAUAAUGCCUAGAUGUGCAGUUGUUAAGAUUUUGAAGUCAAGGGGUUUGAUAAAGAGUGAUAUGCUCAUAGGUACCUUUAUUAAAAUAAGUGAGAAAACAUUUUUCGAGAGAUAUGUUAUCCCAUUUCAGAAUGAUUUGCCGCUAGUAUUGGCUGUAUAUGAAGGUCAGGUGUUAGAUUGAUCAUCUGGACAUGAUCUUUACUUUGAAUUUAUUGAUUAGCUGUACUUGAUUGCAGAAUUUGACAUAUCAUUUUUGUGAGUUACUUGUUACACCACUCACUUGCUAUGUUGAAUUCUACACCUCUGUUUUGUUUUGUUUCAUUUGGAUUUGGACUUACCUAGAUAUUCAAUUGUUAUCAUCUUCUUACUCAUUGAUAAACAAAGGCCCUUUCAUCAGUUAGAUUGUCGUCUUUUGAAUUGGAUUAGUUAAUUUGUAGCAGAGCUGUUUUUUUUUUUCUUCCAAGUUCUAAUUAUGAUAUAUAUGGAGCUUGAUGAUCUUUCGGAAUCUAGUUAAACUUUUACAUCAGCUA